Mycetomoellerius zeteki is the source of this 1073-nucleotide messenger RNA. It is a transcript of the gene mRpL21, whose product is annotated as mitochondrial ribosomal protein L21. Gene Ontology annotation, cellular component: ribosome; mitochondrial large ribosomal subunit. The coding region runs from base 173 to 832 and encodes 219 amino acids. The transcript has 5 exons. Gene Ontology annotation, molecular function: structural constituent of ribosome; RNA binding. Lineage: Eukaryota; Metazoa; Arthropoda; Insecta; Hymenoptera; Formicidae. Gene Ontology annotation, biological process: translation. The record is from RefSeq and is a predicted model, not a curated record.
UAUAAUCUCGUGAUUAUUUUUAUGUAUUAGAUAAUUUUUUGUCGGAAAACAGUUAUUCUGCAAAAAGUUGAUUACUAACAUUGGUUUUAUUCGCAUUUCCCAUUCACCGGUCUACGGGUCGUCAGGUCUAAGUACCUGCAGAGUUUUCCAUCGCCGUUUGCUUCGUAUCGUGAUGGCGACGUUACUCAGUUUCUCAAGAUUUCUUAAUUACGCGGCGAGUAAUUGCCUGAGAAGAGUAGCACCGGCCGUAAUUUGCAAACAAUAUUAUCCUGCAUUAAGAUUGUGGGAAACGCCAGUAAGAACGCCAAUAGCAGAAUAUCGGACAGCUAAACCACCAUGGAUGAGACCAAUUCCAAAUUACCAAACAGAGAUACAGGAAUGGAAUGAAGAGAGAGAGAAAAUAUGCACAGAUGUGACAAACGAAAUUAACAAUCAGAUCGCAACGGACAGUACCGGCCGUAUGUUCGCAGUUGUCCAAGUAUGUGGAAAACAGUUUAAGAUAACAGAACACGACAUUAUAAUCAUUGAGGGAUUCUGGCCACCGAACAUAGGCGAUCAACUAAAACUGGAAAAAGUGUUGCUGAUUGGCAGUAAAGAUUUCACUCUCAUAGGCAGACCAAUUUUAAACAGAGAAUUGGUUUCAGUCGAUGCAACGGUUAUAGAAAAGACUUUAUCUCAUACAAAAACUCGCUUUAGGUUCCAGGCAAGGAAACAGUAUCGUCGUAUAAACUUCUACAGAAUACAACACACGAUGCUACGGAUUAACUCCAUAAAUAUAAACGGAAACAUCAACGAGAAAAAAGAAGUGGAGGGAUUAGACAGAGUGUAUUAACAGUAUGACACACAUACAAGAAUAAAAAAUGAUUAUCAUGUGCAUUUUGCAUAAAACGGAACAUCCUAUAUGUCAAAUUUAUGUGUGUAUAUAUAUAUGUAUAUGUUAAUAAAUAUUUACAACAUGCGCAAAUAUGGUGUAUUAUCCUCUGUAUGUAUUCAGAGAACAGAAGGUAAAAGUUACUUAUUUCAAAUUAAAUGACAGAUUGCAUGGUGAAAAUAAUUUGAUAAGAAAUCCUGCA